Messenger RNA from Syngnathus typhle (broad-nosed pipefish), 2152 nucleotides. It is a transcript of the gene trim65, whose product is annotated as tripartite motif containing 65. Bases 160 to 1698 code for a protein of 512 amino acids. The record is from RefSeq and is a predicted model, not a curated record. Gene Ontology annotation, molecular function: protein binding. The transcript is spliced from 8 exons. NCBI's taxonomy places the organism in Eukaryota, Metazoa, Chordata, Actinopteri, Syngnathiformes, Syngnathidae.
AACAGCAUCGGGGUUCAAUGAAGUAUAGCAAACAUACUGAAUAGUGUUCUGGUGAUUUACAAUUAUUCUCAUAGCACUUGAAGGCAUCGUCCUCUCAGUCGGAAAUGAUCAGCUGACGUUUUCAUCAUUCUCGAUGAAGUGUAAAUUUCGCCAAUAGAGAUGGAUUCUCAGAGCUCAAACUUGACCUGUGCCAUAUGCUUAGAGCCCUUUCAUAUUCCUGCCACCAUCCCGUGUGGACACUCGUUCUGUGAGAGAUGCAUCACUAGCCAUUGGGACACUAAAAGCCAGUCAGAUAUUGGACCUGACUGUCCCAUCUGCAAUGAGAAGUUUCCCACCAGGCCCACGGUGAAGCGGAACGUCUCCUUGUCCCAGCUGACUGAAGCUGCAAACAGGAACAUUGCACCAUCUUGCAAAGAUUGCGGAAAGGAGGAAGGCGGUGGAUCCUCGCUUUGUGAUCGGCAUCAUGAGCCUCUCGUUUAUUACUGCAAGCAGGAUCAAAUGGCGGUGUGCUGCGAGUGUGCCAUCGGAGAGUGCAAUUUGCACGACAAGGCUUUGUUGAAGGCGGAGAAGAACAACCAAAAGCUGUUACUGGAGAAGAAGAAUGAGGAGGUGACAAAGCUCAUUGAAGAAACCACGCAAAGUAUUAUCAAACUAGCUGAAAACAUCAACCACGCUAAGGAGACCAUGCAGCAGACAUCCAAUCGGGUCACAGCCAAAUUUUCCAGCGUGAUCAAAAUAUUGGCCGAGCGGCAGGAGGCCACCGAGCGCUUCAUGGAGCAGCAGAAAGAGGCGGCCAUCUCGGAGGCGACGUCGCGUGUCUCUGACCUGGAGGAGAACGCCCAGAAGCUGAGGGCCAGCCAGGCUAAGAUUGCAGCCCUGCACCACCUCUCCGAUACGGAGCUCAUCAAGGAAUCAAUGCUCAUUGAAGUUCCACACCUCAAGAAAGUCUCUUCAGACUUCACGCCCCACCUGCAGGAUCGCCUAAGCGGCAUCACCGAGGCACUGACCCGAAUCUCCAAGCUGGUGGUCGAGGACCUCGAAAGAGCCGUCUGCGCCGUUGUGGGUCAGGACAUAGAAGGUUCCCCUCAGGAGAAGAGGCCCAUUCUGGCUGUGGUUCCAAGUCCAGCUGCUCCGAGCCACCGUGAUGGGAAGGAGGGCCUCGGUGCUUACAGAUGCUCGCUGACGUUUGACCCCAGCACGGCCAAUAGCCAUCUGGUAUUGUCCCAAGAGAACCGGAGAGCCGAGCACCUGACUUUAGGGCUGCGUCACGUGGCCGAGCACCGGGCUCGAUUUGACCACACCUGGCAGGUGCUGUGUAGCCAGGGCUUCAAACACGGCCAGCACUACUGGCAGCUGGAGGUCUCCAAACCGUGGGCCUACCUGGGGGUCACCUACAGCUCCAUCCCCAGAAAAGAGAAGGGCCGGAGGUGCAUGCUGGGAAUGAACGAAGUGUCCUGGAGUCUGCAGCUGGACGAGAAGCAGCUCAACGCCUGGCACAACGGUCGCAAGGAGACCCUGGUGGGAUCUUCUCAUCAGCACGGCCGCGUCGGCAUGUUGCUGGACUACGAUGCGGGCGCGCUCACCUUUUACGGAGAUGGAGACGUCAGGUUGCACACCUUCCACUGUGCCUUCAACCAGGAGCUCUUCCCCGCUUGCUGGAUAGGAGAAGGCGUCAGCAUCACGCUAUGCUCUAUAUGAGUGCAAAGAACUUUCUGACAAGAACUUUCAUUCCUGCUGAAUUGGUCAAAAUGCACAAAGACAGCCAGUUGUAAAAAGCACCUUUAAGUUAGCGAGAGCCAAGAGCAAAUAGUGGGUAGGUCAACGAGCAGAUGAUUUCAUUCUCCCAUGACAGCAGACGGAGUGUUUGGUUUACAAAUGGGGACUCUUGCUUUUUAUAUGCUCCCUUUUGUACAUGAUGUUUUAACGUUGGAGCGCACCACCAAUCCCAUUUUUUAACGCUAAUCCAUUUUGAAGUGUAACAUGUCUUUUUGAUGCUGCCAUCUCUAAAUGGUCAAUGAGUAUUGCCAGAAGAUAUCAGCUUCUCCAUGCCUCCUGCUUUCAUCCAUUGUGCGAGAUGACAUUUGAAACAUACAAAUCACACUUGAAUGACACAUUUAAACAGCAUCCGUUUAAUAAAGGCCUGUUAACUGUA